AUGCUCGUCCGGGUGUCCCUCGACAUCACGACACACGGCACCCUGCGAGCGACGCGAUGUUAUGCCUCCGGGUACUCCGAGCGCGGCAGCCUGCGCGAGCACAUCUGCUUCUUCCGUCCGUAUCAUCUCCCGCUUCAUUAUAGCGACGUCUCCAGACGCAGCGCUUCUCUUCUGCUUUGGUGCGGCGGCCGCAGUACCCCGGAACCCUCGGCGCACGCAAGAGGAUCAAGCCCAGGCGUCGUGCCGGAGAAGUCCCUGCGCAGCAGCACCAGCCGCCCCGCGAUUGGCGGGCCGCACUCUAACGCAGACACCGUGUCCUCCGAAUUCGAAGAAGCGAGACGCCGCGCCCUGCACACGCGCACGUGA
Postia placenta MAD-698-R-SB12 is the source of this 366-nucleotide messenger RNA. RefSeq lists its product as hypothetical. Lineage: Eukaryota; Fungi; Basidiomycota; Agaricomycetes; Polyporales; Adustoporiaceae. The transcript has a single exon. The record is from RefSeq and is a predicted model, not a curated record. The coding region runs from base 1 to 366 and encodes 121 amino acids.